Molecule: messenger RNA, 1033 nt
Organism: Sipha flava (yellow sugarcane aphid)
Lineage: Eukaryota; Metazoa; Arthropoda; Insecta; Hemiptera; Aphididae
Product: WD repeat domain-containing protein 83
Exons: 7
Coding region: 120-1016 (298 amino acids)
Biological process (GO): mRNA splicing, via spliceosome
Cellular component (GO): catalytic step 2 spliceosome
Molecular function (GO): protein binding
Source: RefSeq, a predicted model, not a curated record
ACAGAGUUGUUAAUCACGGCAUGAUAAAAUAAAUGAUAAAAAUUAUCAUGAAUCACGGAUUGACUGUUGUUGUAGACUGUACACAUUAUGUACGUUGUAUGUAACUAAAUUGCUAUAAAAUGGAUUUAAAAUGCGUGGCCACCAUUAACUGUGAGCAAGGAGCCAUACGCGCUGUUCGAUUUAAUGUGGACGGUGAAUAUUGUUUAACAUGCGGUAGUGAUAAGAAAAUAAAACUAUGGAACCCGUAUAAGGAAUUAUGUUUGAAAACAUAUGCAGGCCAUGGCGAUUGUGUAAUGGAUACUUGUGGUUCAUGCGAUAGCAGCGAGUUGGUGUCAUGUGGAGCUGAUAAAUCUGUUGUUAUAUGGGAUGUAUCUGAUGGAAGAGUUAAGAGAAGAUUACGACAACAUGCUGCUACAGUGAAUUGUGUCAGGUACAAUGAAGAUUCUUCAGUUGUGGUGUCUGGAUCAAAUGAUAACACUGUUUGUUGUUGGGAUACUAGAAGUCGUAACAAUAGUCCAAUCCAGGUUUUAAAAGAAGCUAAAGACAGCAUUACCAAUGUUUUAGUAAUUGGUCAUCAAAUUUUAACAGGUUCCUUAGAUUGUUUUUUAAGAAUUUAUGAUAUAAGAAUGGGUAAUUUAGAUGCUGAUUUUAUUGGAAAGCCAAUAUCAUGUAUCAGCUCAACACAAGACAAUAUGUGUACAUUAGUAAGUUGUACAGAUAGUACUUUGAAGCUAAUGGAUAAACAAAAAGGAGAAUUGUUGAAUGAGUACACAGGUCAUACAGUUGGUGAUUAUUUCAUAGAAAAUUGUGUAUUUCAUAAUGACAGUACAAUAAUAAGUGGAUCAACAUGUGGAAAUCUAUGGUGUUGGGAUUUUGUGAGUGCAAAACUUAUAGAAAAAUUGAAGCAUAAUAAUAAGGGUUCAUUCACACAAUCUGUAAAUUCAAUUUGUACACAUCCUUCUAAAAAAGUAUUAAUUACAUCAUGUGGGCCUUGUAUUUAUCUGUGGUCUGAAUAAAUGUUUAUAAAUUUAUA